AUGACUAUGACUAUGACUGUGACUGUGACUGUGACUGUGACUGUGACUGUGACUGUGACUGUGACUGUGACUGUGACUGUGACUGUGACUGUGACUGUGACUGUGACUGUGACUGUGACUGUGACUGUGACUGUGACUGUGACUGUGACUGUGACUGUGACUGUGACUGUGACUGUGACUGUGACUGUGACUGUGACUGUGACUGUGACUGUGACUGUGACUGUGACUGUGACUGUGACUGUGACUGUGACUGUGACUGUGACUGUGACUGUGACUGUGACUGUGACUGUGACUGUGACUGUGACUGUGACUGUGACUGUGACUGUGACUGUGACUGUGACUGUGACUGUGACUGUGACUGUGACUGUGACUGUGACUGUGACUGUGACUGUGACUGUGACUGUGACUGUGACUGUGACUGUGACUGUGACUGUGACUGUGACUGUGACUGUGACUGUGACUGUGACUGUGACUGUGACUGUGACUGUGACUGUGACUGUGACUGUGACUGUGACUGUGACUGUGACUGUGACUGUGACUGUGACUGUGACUGUGACUGUGACUGUGACUGUGACUGUGACUGUGACUGUGACUGUGACUGUGACUGUGACUGUGACUGUGACUGUGACUGUGACUGUGACUGUGACUGUGACUGUGACUGUGACUGUGACUGUGACUGUGACUGUGACUGUGACUGUGACUGUGACUAUGACUAUGACUAUGACUAUGGCUAUGGCUAUGGCUAUGGCUAUGGCUAUGGCUAUCGCUAUGGCUAUGGCUAUGGCUAAGGCUAUGGCUAUGGCUAUGGCUAAGGCUAAGGCUAUGGCUGUGGCUAUGGCUAUGGCUAUGACUAUGACUAUGACUAUGACUAUGACUAUGACUAUGACUAUGACUAUGACUAUGACUAUGGCUAUGGCUAUGGCUAUGGCUAUGGCUAUGGCUAUGGCUAUGACUAUGACUAUGACUAUGACUAUGAUAUAUGUGUGGUCAAAAUCUCUGUUUCUGGCCGCUGCAAUGUUCAUAGUGCUGUGUUUGGCGGUUGUCAUGGUAACCGCAACACAGGAUGGACGCCGCCGCCUACCAGACCCGACUACCACUGAGUCCGUUGUAGAAGUAAGCAGUAAGAAGUGUGAAGAUACCGAAGACUUCUGCGGAUCGGUUAAGAAGAAUCCGGUGAAGCCUGGUGGUUUUUUCACAGGUUCUGAUCAUGGAUGGUAAUUGAUAACAAUAAAAGUUUUUUCUCAAACGUGCAUGUAAAUAUAGUCAUUAUUUUCGAAAAAAGAACACGCGAAGUAUUGAAUUUACGGACAAAGAAAAAUCAAAUCGCAAUGUUUUAUUUUAUUCUUUUCUUUUUGAGGAGCGUUUUUUGAAUUUGGAACAUUACAACGCUGCAGCAAUGUUGUUACAUUUCGGAGAGUGUGCGGGGGUACUACACAAUUUGAUUCCCCCUUAC
Chilo suppressalis (striped riceborer) is the source of this 1453-nucleotide messenger RNA. The record is from the annotation of a GenBank genome assembly. Lineage: Eukaryota; Metazoa; Arthropoda; Insecta; Lepidoptera; Crambidae.